Molecule: messenger RNA, 2959 nt
Organism: Entelurus aequoreus (snake pipefish)
Lineage: Eukaryota; Metazoa; Chordata; Actinopteri; Syngnathiformes; Syngnathidae
Gene: efna1b
Product: ephrin-A1b
Exons: 4
Coding region: 96-800 (234 amino acids)
Biological process (GO): ephrin receptor signaling pathway; axon guidance
Cellular component (GO): plasma membrane
Molecular function (GO): ephrin receptor binding
Source: RefSeq, a predicted model, not a curated record
AAACAAACACGGCUUCCUGUCCAGUACUACUACUACUACUACUACUGCGGGACUUUUUUUUUAGCGUGUUUUAAAGCACCGAUUCGACAUCAAACAUGGACGUGACGUGUGUGCUGUCUUUAGUGCUGAGCUUCGCCGCCUGUGUUGUCUCCGCGGAGAGACACAGCGUCUUUUGGAACAGCUCCAAUCCAAACUUCCUGUGGGACGAGUACGCGGUGGACGUCAGCAUCAACGACUACCUGGACAUCAUCUGCCCCCACUACGCACUCGGCGAGGUGACGCCGCACAGCGCCGAGCGCUACGUGCUGUACAUGGUGGACAAGGAAGACUACGAGGUGUGCAAGCCGCACUCCUUCGACCAGCUGCGGUGGGAGUGCUCGCGGCCCUUCGCCCCGCACGCCCCCGAGAAGUUCUCUGAGAAGUUCCAGCGCUUCACCCCCUUCACCCUGGGCAAGGAGUUCAGGCAGGGAGAGAGCUACUAUUACAUCUCCAAGCCCAUGCACCACCACGGCCAGGACUGCCUGCGUCUCAGGGUAGAUGUGGCCGCCCAGAAAGGCUCGGGAAAACCUCGUCUGGACAAAGCCAAGAAAGUCCCGGAGGAAAGUCUGGAGGCGUCGAAAGCCAAGUUUGUGUCUGCGGGCGGAGUGCACAACCCCUCCAAUCGCCUCCCAGCAGACGACCCCACCGCCAUGGAGCCCAACGUUCUGAGGAGCGUCGGAAGCAGCGGAACGCGGACUAUCUCCUCGGCGCUGUUGCUCAUCACGCUCUUUGCGCUUUCACUAGCGCUGAUGCUUCACUGAAAAGGAAAGAAAAAAACAUUGCAAAAAAACACACCAGUGCUGGUCACUGGUGUCACGGACAAGACAGAGUUUUUAUACAAAGGCGUGUGUGUGUGUGUGUGAGAGUGUUGUGGUGUGAGUGUUGGGGCGUGGAGCGCUCCAAAGAAGAGGACCUCAAGUUGUUGUUUUUUUUUAUACCUGAUAAUAACAAUGAAGCACCAUUUUGUUCUCAUACCACUCACCUGGUACAAUUCCUUUGUCUCAUUCUGUUCCUCUAUGUGUAGAGGAAGAAUGAGUCGUGUUGAUUGGAGAAAUAGUCACAUAGUGGCGUUUGUUAUGGAGGAUUUAUUUUUAUUUUUUUUUAUCAUGUUAUUGUGUAUGUAGCACUCAACUUCACACUGCUCCCCAUGACAGCUACCAUGUUCUUAUUCGGGUACAUAUUGCAGACACUCACUCAAACUAUAGCAUUUUGACCCUUUGAAAAGUGCUUUGAUUGUGCAUAUAUUUAUUGACGUUUUUAAAUUAUUAUGACCGUCAUUAACUCCGAAAGUUAUUUAGAUCACGGGUGGGGAAACCUUCUUCCUGUCCGGAAAAAACCAAGGCAACAAAUUCUACUGCAGUAUUCACCUGGAUAUAAGACGACCCCGCAUUUUUUUUCAAACCAAUUUUUUUCAAAGUCAGUGAAAUAUGAAGAACAAAAUCUUUAGACCCCGAAUACACGACAACUAACUCUACAAAAUCUUUUAUUUAUUUAUUUUUUUUUUUUAAACAAGCAUUUUUUUCAUUGUUUUUCAUCAGUGAAAAACAGCACCAAGAAAAAUCUCCAGAUCCAAAAUAUAAGAAACCCCCUUUUUUUAAGCACCAUUUUUGUAAAGACAACUUAAAAAAAAAUCAUAUUUUCAAUAACAGUAGAAUUCUCCAGAUCCCGAAUAUAAGACGACAAUCCAUCCAUUUUCUAUCGCUUAUCCCUCUCGGGGUUAAGACGAUAAUAGUUUUUGGAAAAUAUUUUUGGUCAUGUUUUCAAUAUCAUUGAACAAAACUCUAGACCCACAACGAAUAUAAGAUAACAAAAAAAUAUGUUGACCGUGUUUUUUUAUGUUAGUAAAAUAACAACAAAUAUCUCCAGAUUUCAAAUAUAAGACAAUCCCUCAGUUAUGGAAAAUGUUUUUUUAUCAUGUGUUAAAUAUUGAACAAAACCACAACAAAAUGUUUAGACAAAUAAAAGAUAACUAGUCAUUUUCAAGACCUGUUUUUGGAAGAGACAAAAAACAACAAAUAUCUCCAGAUUUUAAAUAUAAGACGACCCCUCUUUUUCAAAAAAAGUUUUUGGAAAAUGUCUAUUAAAUUUUUUUUAAUAUCACUGAAAAAAGCAACAACAAAUUGUUUAAACAGAUAAAAGAUAACUCGUCUUUUCAAGACCUGUUUUCAAUAAAAUACUUCUUUUUUUUUAAUUAUGUUUUUAAUAUCAGUUAAAUAACAAAUUAUCUCGACCCCAAGUAUAAGACCGCCCCUCUUUUUCAAAACCUGAUUUUGGAAAAGACAAUGAUAUUAAUUGUGAUUUUUUUUUUAUAUCAGUGAAAAAAAAACAUAAGCCCCAUAUAAGACGAAUAGUCCUUCUGAGGUGAAAAUCUACUGUAUGUCUUAUAUUCAGGUCAGUAUGGUCAUAUAUAUAUAUAUAUAUAUGGUCGAGGUUUCUGUGGUUUAUCCGUUAUACAGUGCUCAAUACCGUAGAGUGGAAUAUAUGUUAGGUCAGGAAAAAUCCCUGAAGAGCAGGGAAACCUGCGAAACAGGCUUGUAGGGAUGAAAUAGCCUCAGUGUUUUUUCCUGACCUAACAUAUAUAUAUAUAUAUAUAGUGAGCAUUCAGAAAAGUUUUUUUUUUAAUUUGGCCCGGGUGAAAUGCUCCCGUGUGCCAUACAGGGCGCACAUGCUGCAUAUUGCCCACCCACCCCUGAUUAGUUUCAUUCUGGUGUCCAGUCUUUGGGACUGUCCUGGUACACAUUCACUGAAAACUCACCUAACCGAAGCGACUGAAAUACACACACUGGCCACUUUGUUUUCCGUUAUUUGUGUUUUUUUUCUACUUGUUUUAUAUGUACAUAGGUAAAUAUAUGAAAACAAAUUGUUUUAAGAUGUGAAAAAACAUUGUGGAAUAAAACAAAGGUGUUGUAAUAUAUUUGGG